Molecule: messenger RNA, 1629 nt
Organism: Penicillium pulvis
Lineage: Eukaryota; Fungi; Ascomycota; Eurotiomycetes; Eurotiales; Aspergillaceae
Gene: ergS
Product: protein ergS
Exons: 1
Coding region: 1-1629 (542 amino acids)
Biological process (GO): phospholipid homeostasis
Molecular function (GO): aminoacyltransferase activity
Source: RefSeq, a predicted model, not a curated record
AUGUCUGAUUCCAUGCAAUCUAUCGCCCCCAUAUCCUCCACCCCUGAGAAGAAGAAACGACCUCGACGUGUUCGCAAAGCCAAGAGCCUGGAUAGCGGUACAAAACCCAAGAAAUCAGUCCUUCUCGACGAGCUGGGUGACGCGUUAGUCGACCAAUUCUAUAUUCCUAGUCUGGACCAUCGGUUGGAGACCCCCAAUGUAUCCGUCGUCGACCAUUUGCGCACCAGCCUCCAUGCAGCACCGAUUUCCGACGCCAGCUCGGUCAGCAGCAGUCGCGCAUUGACUGCAGUUGAAAGUCACGUCGAAAGUACACCUGCAACAAGUCUGGAUGACCCUGAUACGCGUGAUCAUGCCCUGGACAUCUCAAUCUCUGCAUCGUCUACCGGGAUCAGCCGUACCGAAUCCAAAAGUGAGCCGCCCCGGGCCAACAAGAACCGUGACCAGGGAGACAUUUUCUGUUUGGAAGAUUUCUCUACGAUGACUGCCAUCCAACGAUUGACAGCACAAUAUGGUCGGGUAGCUCACAUGGGUAUGUUGGACCAUAGCUACCGGUUCUUCGUGAACAGUGCCCGGACGGCAGCAUUGUCGUUUAAGGUUCAAAACCGGGUGGUGAUUGUAGGUGGAGACCCUCUUUGCGACCCAAAUCCAGUCGCAAUCAGGAAUCUGCUCGCCGAGUUCGCAGUAUAUCGAGCCCGCCAUCAUUGGGGAAUAGCCUUUAUGGGAGCGAGUGAAUCCUUCGUUCGAGAUUACGUCGAAGCCCAACCAGAGAAAUGGACCACCAUCCGCUUCGGCACUGAGCGUGUACUAAAUCCCCAGACCAACGAUGUACUUCUCGAACGAAGCGGGAAACGAAUAGCCGUACAAAACCGACAGUUGCUCAAUCCCCAAAAGGGAGGCGUGAGCUUAGGUCUGUAUGUUCCAGCGAUCCAUGGCACAGAUGCCCAGCUCCAAUCAGACCUUGUCGCCCUUUAUGAUGCUUGGCGCGCCGAGCGCAACGACUCCAACGGCCCGCAGGCAUUUAUCACAGUAUACGACCCCUUUGCGCUGCCCAAUCUCAUGACAUUCGUAUAUAGUCGUGGAUCGGACGGACGAGUUAAUGGCUUUGCUGCCCUGCGACGUCUGGGCUGCAGUGGCUAUCAUGUCGACCCAUGCAUUGCUGCUCCGGGCAGUCCAAAAGGAAUUAGUGAUUUGCUCAUCGUCGCCGCCAUGGCCCUGCUUAACCGUGCCGAUGUCUCUUAUCUGGGCUUUGGCUUUGAGCCUGCCCAGACCUUACUACCUGAGGAUGUACGCGGCAUGCGAAGGCCACUGGAUGGUCUGACACGAGACUUAUACGGCCACACUUUCCUGCGUCUUCCGAUUCAUGGCAAGAAGGCCUACCAUGAUAAGUUUCGGCCUGAUUCCACGCAGGAUUCCGCAUUGUAUCUGGUUUUUCCGGAUGGUGUGCCAGGGCCAAGACAUUUGCUCGCCAUGAUGCACAUGGCUAAUAUUAGCUUGCGAAAGAUGAUUUGGACUGAUCUACGGACCAUGCUGAUCGAUCGCAAGUCAAAAUUCCCAAAGCCGUCGUCCUCUUCCUCGGAGGCCCCGAUUGAUGCUAUUGAUCAGCAACCUUCUGUGGCUGUGAAUGGGUGA